AUGCUGGGGAAAUUCCCUCCUUUAGAGAUUCAAACCGGGGCAGCGCUGCAGGGGAGAGUCCAUGGGGCCCCCCAGCCUCUUGGGGUCCCACGUUUGGUAGCUCACAGGUGCACCCUGCAGCUCACCUACCAAGCCUUCUUGGCAGCUGGAAUUUCCAAUGAAACACAUGAAAUUGUGGCAAUCAAGAAAUUCAAGGACAGUGAAGAAAAUGAAGAAGUCAAGGAAACAACUUUACGAGAGCUUAAAAUGCUUCGAACUCUAAAACAGGAAAACAUAGUGGAGCUGAAAGAAGCUUUCCGAAGAAGAGGGAAAUUAUAUUUGGUGUUUGAAUAUGUUGAAAAAAAUAUGCUUGAAUUGCUAGAAGAAAUGCCAAACGGAGUUCCACCUGAUAAAGUAAAAAGCUAUAUCUACCAGCUAAUUAAGGCAAUUCACUGGUGCCAUAAGAAUGAUAUUGUUCAUCGAGAUAUAAAACCAGAAAAUCUCUUAAUCAGCCAUAGUGACAUCCUGAAGCUGUGUGAUUUUGGUUUUGCCCGGAAUCUAUCAGAAGGCAACAAUGCUAAUUAUACAGAAUAUGUGGCUACCAGGUGGUACCGUUCCCCUGAACUAUUACUUGGAGCUCCCUAUGGAAAAUCUGUAGAUAUGUGGUCUGUGGGCUGUAUUCUUGGGGAGCUUAGUGAUGGGCAACCUUUAUUUCCUGGAGAAAGUGAAAUUGACCAACUUUUUACUAUUCAGAAGGUGCUAGGACCACUUCCAUCUGAGCAGAUGAAGCUCUUCUACAGCAAUCCUCGUUUUCAUGGGCUCCGGUUCCCAGCUGUUAAUCACCCCCAAUCUUUGGAGAGAAGAUAUCUAGGAAUUUUAAGUGGCGUUUUGCUUGACUUAAUGAAGAAUUUACUGAAGUUGGAUCCAGCAGACAGAUACUUGACAGAACAAUGUUUGAACCAUCCUUCAUUUCAAACCCAGAGACUCUUGGAUCGUUGUGGAACUUCACCUUCACGAUCAGCAAAGAGAAAACCAUACCAUGUUGAAAGCAACACAUUAUCUAAUAGAAAUCAAGCCAGUAAAAAUGCUGCUUUGCAGGCACAUCACAGAUCUAACAGUAAAGAUAUACAGAACCUGAGUGUUGGACUUCCACGGAAUGAAGAUGUUCUUCCAGCAAAUGAAAGCUUCCUCAAUGGAAACCUUUCUGCAGCUUCUCAUAGUCCCAUGCACACCAAACCCUAUCAAACAAGUAACCCACCGGGAUCUGCAAACAAAGAUCUCACCAAUAACAACAUUCCACAUCUUCUUAGCCCCAAAGAAACAAAAUCAAAAACAGAAUUUGAUUUCAAUAUUGACCAAAAGGCUUCUGAGGGCCCAGGCACAAAAUACCUUAAGUCAAACAGUAGGUCUCAGCAGAACCGACACUCAUUUAUGGAAAGUUCACAAAGCAAAACUGGAACAUUACAGCCUGGUGAAAAGCAUGGACGGCAUAGCUACAUAGACACUAUUCCCCAGUCCUCUAAGAGUCCUUCUUAUAGGGCAAAGGCCAAAAGUCACGGGGUUCUGACUGAUUCCAAGUCUGUGAGUAACCUUUCUGAAGCCAGAGUUCAGAUUUCUGAUCCCAAUAGUGGCAGGUAUUUUCCAUCUAGCUGCCUAGACUUGAACUCUCCCACCAGCCCAACCCCUCCCAGGCACAGUGACAGUAGAACUUUACUUAGUCCUUCUGGGAGAACUAACCGAAGUGAGGGCACCCUGGACUCACGGCGAACAGCAACAAGACAUUCCAAAACAAUGGAGGAAUUGAAACUGCCCGACCACAUGGAUGGAAGCCAUUCACAUUCACUAUCUGCACCACACGAAUCUUUUUCCUAUGGUCUAGGCUAUACCAGCCCUUUCUCUUCCCAGCAGCGGCCUCAUAGGCAUUCCAUGUACGUGACUCGGGACAAAGUGAGAGCGAAAGGCUCAGAUGGAGGCUUGAACAUAGGGCAAGGGAUGGCAGUCAGAGCCAACAGCCUUCAACUGUUAUCACCACAGGUACAACUUAGGCUAUUCACCAGAUCUGUUGGCACAUCACGGGAAGAUGGUGCAGAGGAUUUGAAUAGGCCAGGGGAACAGAUCCCUACCGAGCUAAGUGUAUCACGGUCUUCAGCUAAAGAAACUUCUCGAGAUGGCACAUCUUCAUUUCACUCACGGCAAAAAUCGGAGGGUGGAGCCUAUCAUGACCCCCACUCAGAUGAUGGAGCAGCCACAAAAGAAAACAGACAUCUGUAUAAUGAUCCUGUUCCAAGAAGAGUUGGUAGCUUCUAUAGAGUUCCAUCUCCACGUCCGGAUAAUUCAUUCCAUGAAAAUAACGUACCAUCCAGAGUUUCUUCUCUGCCAGCAGAGAGCAGCUCUGGGACAAACCACCCAAAAAGACAAACAACAUUUGAUCCGUGGAAAAGUCCUGAAAAUAUUAGUCAUGCUGAACAACUGAAGGAGAAGGAGAAGCAAGGCUUUUUUAGAUCAAUGAAAAAGAAAAAGAAGAAAUCUCAAACAAUAGACUCCACCAGCGGGGAGAAUCCAAGCAUCAAGAAAUCCCUCUUUCCUCUUUUUAAUUCAAAGAAUCCUUUAAAGCAUAGUUCUUCUUUGAAAAAGCUUCCUGUAGUCACUCUACCUAUGGUGCCCAAUUCGGAUAGUCAGGAUCUUCUGGCAUUACAGAAAGCCAUUCACUCGACUAAUCACCAAAGCAGCCGGCCAAAGGAGUGGCGACCUGAGAAGAUCUCAGAUCUUCAAGUUCAUAGUCAACCAUUAAAAUCACUCCGUAAGCUGUUACAUCUCUCUUCCGCUUCAAACCAUUCCACUUCCUCAGAUCCACGCUUUCAGGCCUUACCAAGUCAGCAAGCCAAAAGUUCCUUUUCAGAAGUGCGAAUUCACCCCAUGAGCCAAGCCUCCAGUAGCAGCAGCGGGGGCAGCAAUGUCCGAGCAGAGGCCACUCCCAAGGCCAGGCCGACGCUUCAACUGCCGGGUCAGAUAGAGCAGGGUUGGCAUGUGUCCCCUGUGAGCAGGAGUGCUAAUGAGGGGCCUUCCUACUCCGAACAGCUGGCUUCUAAGAGUGGGCCGAAUGGGCACACAUAUAACAGAACAAAUCGAUCACGGAUGCCGAAUCUGAAUGAUUUAAAAGAGACAGCCUUGUAA
Messenger RNA from Gracilinanus agilis (Agile Gracile Mouse Opossum), 3153 nucleotides. It is a transcript of the gene CDKL5, whose product is annotated as cyclin dependent kinase like 5. The coding region runs from base 1 to 3153 and encodes 1050 amino acids. Gene Ontology annotation, cellular component: nucleus; dendrite cytoplasm. Lineage: Eukaryota; Metazoa; Chordata; Mammalia; Didelphimorphia; Didelphidae. The record is from RefSeq and is a predicted model, not a curated record. Gene Ontology annotation, molecular function: ATP binding; protein kinase activity. Gene Ontology annotation, biological process: regulation of dendrite development; positive regulation of axon extension; protein phosphorylation. The transcript has 18 exons.